Messenger RNA from Gossypium raimondii (Peruvian cotton), 1990 nucleotides. Its product is annotated as glutamate--glyoxylate aminotransferase 2. Gene Ontology annotation, biological process: photorespiration; biosynthetic process. Bases 263 to 1792 code for a protein of 509 amino acids. The transcript is spliced from 13 exons. Gene Ontology annotation, molecular function: L-alanine:glyoxylate transaminase activity; L-alanine:2-oxoglutarate transaminase activity; glycine:2-oxoglutarate transaminase activity. NCBI's taxonomy places the organism in Eukaryota, Viridiplantae, Streptophyta, Magnoliopsida, Malvales, Malvaceae. The record is from RefSeq and is a predicted model, not a curated record.
UUUUCAGUGGCUCUGCUGCUGCCACUGCUUUCAAAUCCUUACACAUUGCCACAUCUUUAUAUAUAUCAAUUCUUUAUUUGUAUAUAUUGCCUUUCCCUGACAUGAAAAAGUCUCUGACACUUGCAACACAAUAAACUACACAUAAAAUCUGUGCCUGCCCUUUUCUCUGCACACCUCGGGAUAUCAGUUUCAACUCCACUCAUCCCACGGGUUGGGUACCGAGUCCAUAUAUCGUUAAGUUCAAGGAAGGAACUUGGGCAUCAUGGGUCUUAAGGCAUUAGACUAUGAGACAAUGAAUGAAAACGUGAAGAAAGUUCAAUAUGCAGUUAGAGGUGAGUUGUAUCUUCGAGCUUCUGAGCUUCAGAAGGAAGGGAAGAAGAUUAUUUUCACAAAUGUUGGCAAUCCUCAAGCUCUUGGACAGAAGCCACUGACUUUCCCUCGUCAGGUGGUUGCUUUGUGCCAAGCCCCAUUUCUGCUAGAUGAUCCUAAUGUAGGACUUAUAUUUCCUGCUGAUGCCAUUGCAAGAGCAAAACAUUAUCUUUCAUUGACUUCUGGUGGUCUAGGUGCAUAUAGUGAUUCCAGAGGUAUUCCAGGCGUUAGGAAGGAGGUUGCUGAAUUCAUUGAGAGGCGUGAUGGGUAUCCUAGUGACCCAGAGCUCAUAUUUCUCACUGACGGUGCCAGCAAAGGUGUGAUGCAGAUCUUGAAUUGUAUUAUCCGUGGUCAAGGGGAUGGGGUUUUGGUUCCUGUUCCACAGUAUCCACUUUACUCAGCUACAAUAUCUCUCUUUGGCGGUUCACUUGUUCCUUACUACCUAGAAGAGACUGCAAACUGGGGGCUGGACGUAAACAAUCUUCGUGAAUCAGUUGCACAGGCUCGCUUCAAAGGAAUAACUGUGAGAGCAAUGGUAAUUAUUAACCCUGGGAACCCUACUGGUCAGUGUCUCAGUGAAGCUAAUUUAAGAGAAAUAUUGAAUUUUUGUUACCAAGAAAACUUGGUAUUACUUGGAGAUGAGGUUUACCAACAGAAUAUAUACCAGGACGAGCGCCCCUUUAUCAGUUCUAGAAAGGUGUUGAUGGAUAUGGGGCCACCAAUUAGCAAGGAUGUCCAGCUCGUUUCUUUCCACACUGUGUCUAAAGGAUAUUGGGGUGAAUGUGGGCAGCGAGGGGGAUACUUUGAGAUGACCAACAUUCCUCCAAAGACAGUUGACGAGAUAUACAAGAUUGCAUCAAUAUCCCUCAGUCCUAAUGUUCCCGCUCAGAUAUUUAUGGGAUUGAUGGUCAACCCACUCAAACCUGGAGAUGUUUCAUAUGAUCAAUUUGUUAGGGAAAGCAAAGGAAUCCUUGAAUCAUUGAGAAGAAGAGCAAGGAUAAUGACUGAUGGAUUUAACAGCUGCAAAAAUGUGGUUUGUAAUUUCACUGAAGGUAAAUCGUUGUUAUCAACAGGUCACUCAAAAGCUUUUGUUUUUUGUGAUUUCUUCUCAGCACUUCUUCUUGGCUAUCAUACAGGUGCCAUGUAUUCUUUUCCUCAAUUACGCUUACCACCAAAAGCUAUAGAAGCUGCCAAACAGGCAGGAAAAGUCCCAGAUGUUUUCUACUGUCUCAAGUUGUUGGAAGCAACAGGCAUCUCAACUGUCCCGGGCUCCGGAUUCGGACAAAAAGAAGGGGUUUUCCACUUGAGGACUACAAUUCUACCUGCUGAGGAAGACAUGCCUGAAAUCAUGUCGAGUUUCAAGAAAUUCAACGACGAGUUCAUGGCUCAAUAUGAAGAUAACUGGAAUCGUUCAAGGAUGUGAAGCAUGUUUAGAAGUCCUUAAUACUGUAUUUAUCUAUUAAUUAGCUAUGGCAAACCACUCUAUAAUACAUGUUGCAAAACUUUAUUCAUGUUCUCCUUGUCCUUGAGCUGUAAAACUUAAAUCCUGCUGAAGAUUUACCCCUGCUUCUCUCUUUCCUUUUUCUCUAAUGACAUCUCUCAUGGAAUCUCUACUACUGAA